AUGGACCGAAAACCUCUUGGAUUUUUGGUGAGCUUGGCCUUGAGGGAUACGAUACGUCCUCGUGAGGUACUAUCAUACCUGGCAACAAAACGGUCCCACGCAUCGUGGGCUGUCAUGGCUGAGGAAAUAAGGGGCUAUACUGGAACUUGUGGAUUUGGAAACGUAAGCAAUCCUCUAUACAACUCCUUAAUAGCGGCUGGAAAUCAAGCUUUAUACCAAGAUGGCAAAGGCUGUGGACAGUGGUACCUGGUAAAAUGCAACUCAAAUCCUAGGUGUACAGGAAAUCCAAUAAAAAUUCAUAUUACAGAUGAAUGUUCUGGUGUAUGCAACAAUGUUCCGGUUUGGUUUGAGUUGAGUGAAAUUGCUUUUGGUGCAUUGGCAGAGCCGGGUCAAGCUGAUGCAUUGCGAAUUGUUGGAAAGAUUCAAAUUUCAUACCAAAAGUAA
Molecule: messenger RNA, 444 nt
Organism: Ipomoea nil (Japanese morning glory)
Lineage: Eukaryota; Viridiplantae; Streptophyta; Magnoliopsida; Solanales; Convolvulaceae
Product: putative expansin-B14
Exons: 3
Coding region: 1-444 (147 amino acids)
Cellular component (GO): extracellular region
Source: RefSeq, a predicted model, not a curated record